GACGAGGCUGUCAAUUUUGUAUCGAAGUGCCUGAAAAAACUACCUGCGCGAACGAGCGAAUCUCAAGUCGCUGUCAUCGGAUCCGUUUUUAUCAAAUACGCUGAUGUAGACGACAACGGCGAAUUUGCAAAUUUUGUUACGGAGACUAUUUCAAUUCAACCGUGUCUAAGCUUCGGAGUUUCGCCUGUCCGUGAGACGAUCGUGUGCACGACUGCUCAGGCAGCUUUACCGAUGUCAGCUCCUUGUUUCCUGGGCUCGCUACAGACAGCAAGAACGCAUCAGCAGCUAAGGAAAAUGCUGAAGGAACGGUUACGUCAAUUGAAGCCACGGAAUAGAUGA
Messenger RNA from Ostertagia ostertagi, 339 nucleotides. The record is from the annotation of a GenBank genome assembly. Lineage: Eukaryota; Metazoa; Nematoda; Chromadorea; Rhabditida; Trichostrongylidae.